CAUGUAUUGACUCAGUGAGCAGCUCGUGAUCAUUUUAGAAUCGGACAGUGUUCCUAAAAGGAUCGAGAUGUUUGAUGUGCUUAUCAUUUCAUGAAGAGCUGGCACAGGAGCCUCCGUUCUUUCCUCCAAGGAGGGAGAAAACAUCAUAUAUGACGUCAUACCGGGUGACAUUCUACUCCUGGAUCAAACCGCUGGCUUGAUUGCCGUUUUCGGAUUGGACGUCCGUUCGGAAAAACUUCGAUAUUGGACCAUGGCAGACCAGACUUCUAAGAUCUGACAGCAGGAUACUUAUCCCCGACUAAUCAAAGACUGUGGAGAUUCACAUUGGAGCAUUGGAAAGAGGGUCGUCAAGCGAGAAAUUUCAAUCCCGACCCAUUCCUACGCUCGUAUCCUUGGUUGACGGCAGAGCACCACAUGCCCGAGAAGGAUCAUGUCGUCGAAGGAGACCAGGUUCUGACCAGGAGCCCGGACCUUGUCCUCGUGAUGAACACGCCAAAGGGUCGUGGCGUAUUCGCAACGAGAGACAUUCCCAGCAGAACCGUCAUCGAGGUCAGUCCUGUGUUGGUAUUUACCGAGGAUGAGGUCGAGAAUCAUACCCAACAUACAGUCCUCCAACAUUACACCUACUAUUGGCCAUCUCCAUCGGGACGCAGCAUGACCCAAGCAUUGGCCCUAGGUCUAGGCAGUAUGUUCAACCACUCGACUCGGCAACAGAAUGUGGGAUGGCAGCGAAACACCGAGACCGACGUCAUUGUUUACACGGCACUACGUGAUAUCAAGCAGGGGGAAGAGUUGUGUAUAUCGUAUGGCAGCGCCAGACUCUGGUUUCCCGAUGCCGACGGUGAUGCUGGCGGCGACGGCGCUGAUGACGAUUGGAAUAAUGACACCGGGGGCGAGACCUUAGCAGAGUUGGAGCUGAGUGGAUUGGGGAGGUUGGACCUGUGAAUGUCAAGUUUUGCGCACCUAUUCUGAGUCACAGGGAUGGUAGGAACGAACUCUGAUUCAGUGUAGCGCCCAGCAAUGGCAAUGCUUGUACCUAAACGAUCUAUCCGACCGACAAACAUCUCAUCCUCAGAGUCGUCGACGCAUUGGGUCUUGAGCUUCAGCAUCAAGGCUCCAGGCAAGAUGAGACGACGGUCAGACCAUAUGGUGGCACGGUUAGCAUUGACUCACGAUGGAGACAACAAAUGUGUGGCUCGAAUCUAUAGCCACGCCCUUUGUAGAACGCAUCAUCUUGUCGACCUGUACAGAAUAAUUUUGACGAAACGUAUCAACACCAAACAGACGGG
Exophiala mesophila is the source of this 1289-nucleotide messenger RNA. RefSeq lists its product as uncharacterized. Lineage: Eukaryota; Fungi; Ascomycota; Eurotiomycetes; Chaetothyriales; Herpotrichiellaceae. The record is from RefSeq and is a predicted model, not a curated record. The coding region runs from base 415 to 945 and encodes 176 amino acids. The transcript is spliced from 3 exons. Gene Ontology annotation, molecular function: protein binding.